This is a messenger RNA of Tribolium madens (black flour beetle), 2868 nucleotides long. Its product is annotated as zinc finger protein 271-like. Gene Ontology annotation, molecular function: DNA-binding transcription activator activity, RNA polymerase II-specific; RNA polymerase II cis-regulatory region sequence-specific DNA binding; zinc ion binding. Lineage: Eukaryota; Metazoa; Arthropoda; Insecta; Coleoptera; Tenebrionidae. The coding region runs from base 69 to 2735 and encodes 888 amino acids. The transcript is spliced from 7 exons. Gene Ontology annotation, biological process: regulation of transcription by RNA polymerase II. Gene Ontology annotation, cellular component: nucleus. The record is from RefSeq and is a predicted model, not a curated record.
GUUUUUGCUCCCUAUUGGUUCUUCUGCAUCGGAAAUUUUCGACGACGAACGAAAGACUGGGAAACAAAAUGGAGUUGACAGGCUUGAUAUGUGAAAUGUCUCUUUGUCGAUUGUGCGGUGAGGAAAAUGUGAACGGAACUGAAUUGUUUCCUACAAGAGAAAACGAACCAGAUUUAAGUCAACUCGUUAACAGAUACUUACCAUUAAAGAUCGAGAAUGACCGAAAGUUUCCAACUAAAAUUUGCCCAGGUUGUAACAUCCAAUUGGAAGCGACGAAAUCGUUCAUGGACUUGAUAGUCCAAGGCCAAAUAAAACUGAGACAAUUGUAUAAAUUGCAACAAGACAAAUUGUAUCGACAAGAAAAGCAGAGACUACAACUUGAGGAAGCUUUGAAGAGUGUUAAUCCCAGUUCAAGCGUGGAUACUUACACCAUACAGUCUGAUGAGACUGGAGAGAAAUUUUUAAUACAAAUUUUUUCACAAGGACCCUUAUUUCCUCCUGAACAUGAAUUGUCAUUAAAGGCUGAGGGUCUUACUAGACCUAGAAGGAAACGUGGUAGACCGCCAAAACCUCCACAACCGCCCAAUACAGAAGACCAACUUUUAAAAGCAAAUGAAAAAGAUAAUACUAAAGUUGAUGAGAAAAUAGACCAAUUUGAAGAAACUACAGAAGACGGUAAAAGAAAACGAAGAAUUAAAGUCCCAACGAGAUACUCUGAGGCAAUUCAAGGGAAAGAAUUAGAUAAAGUUUUUAAACAGGAAGGCGUAAUAGAUGAAGAAUCUGUAUCAGAUGAAGAUGGUACAAUUUUAGAAGAAGGGGAAAACUCAAAUAAAGUUGAAGAAGUAAUUGGACGUCUUGAGACCGAAAACGGUGAAGAUUUGGGCCAACCAGUUAUCAUAAAUAAAACUUUGAAUAAAACGCGCCCUAGAAAUAAAAGUAUAGCGGGACAAUCAAAAAGACGACGAAAAUACCAGUGUGAUAUUUGUGGUCGCGAAUUUUUACACCAUGGGAGAUACGAAUUACACAAAAAAAUGCACGACGUGGAAUACAACUGCACUCAAGAUGGCUGUAGUUUUACAACGGAUAAAAAGUCGCUUUUGGAGCAACACCAGCAGGAAAGUGUCCACUCUGGUCACACAGUGUCGGAAAAAGUUGAUAAAUAUAUAUUUCAGGGGACUAUCCAGCUGCCUACAGACCUCAAGCCCAGCCAAGCGUCAAAGCUCGAGCAGCCUCCUCCCCCCGCCCCCAAAAAGGAGUUCACUUGCGAAAACUGCCACAAGUCCUUUUCCUGCAAACAGAAUUACGAGGUCCACUUCAAGGCCGUCCAUGCCGGUGAGCGCCCCUUCGCUUGCGAACUAUGCAACAAGCGCUUUUCGUACGCCAACAGCCUCAAAGUCCACCUUCUGCAACACUUCCCUAAAACAGGUCCCGACGACGACUCCAGUGCCCAGUACAAGUGCCCCUCGUGUCCCAAGAGCUUUCGGCAUCCCAGCAGUCUGCAGUACCACCGCGACUCGGAGCAUACCAACGGCCGACGCUUCGUCUGCAACAAAUGCGACAAGCCGUUCAAGCACCGCCAGCUGCUCCAACGCCACCAACUUGUGCAUUCCGACGAGAGGCCUCAUCGGUGCUCUCAGUGCAACUCCGCGUUCAAAACGCGGGCUAACCUCAUUCACCACACCAGGACGGUGCAUUCCGGGCAACGCAGCCAUUGGUGCUCGCAGUGCGAUAAGGCCUUCGCACAUAAAACCGCCCUCAAGCUGCAUCAGAGGUGGCAUUCGGGGGUGAGGCCCUACCAGUGCGAGUUUUGCAAGAAGUCGUUCUCGCAGAAGGGGAAUUUGGCGGAACAUAGGAGGAUACAUACGGGGGAAAAACCCUACCAGUGUGAUCACUGUGGAAGGGCUUUCACGACUUCGUCGCAGUUUAGACUUCACAAGAAACGACAUUUGGAUGAAAGGCCCCACAGGUGCGAGUAUUGUCAAAAAAGUUUUCUACAUAAGGUCACUUUGAGGUGUCAUAUGAGACGGCAUUUUGACGAGAGGCCAUUCAAGUGUCAACAGUGUCCCAAGACGUUCCCUGAAGCUUGGGCUUUGAAAAAACAUGAGAGGUUACACACGGGGGAAAAGCCCUAUAAGUGUGACUUGUGUUCUAAAGCCUUCGCGGAUAGUUCGAAUUUGGCCAAGCAUCGACGAACUCACAGGAAUUUGAAAGACAAACAAAUGCUUUUUGUCACGUAUGAAAAAGACGGUGGUGAUGCUAUUGUUACGUAUAUAGAACCACAAGAUACAGUGGUCGAAACAAACGAAAUAAUUAACGUCGCUGAAGAAAUAGACGGUGUCAAAACGAUACAAUUGCAACAACUUGUCGAUCAGGAAGGUAACCCUAUUAGUUUUAUUACCCAAGAUGGGCAACAAGUUAAGGUUGUUACAAGUAACGAGGAUGGGCAAGAAAACAUCCAAGGGUUACUCCCUGAUGGCACGUUGGUACCAAUUAGUUUGACAACGGUACCGGAGAAAAAUAAACCAAUACUGACUCAAAUCGAGGAUACUCAGAAAACUAUUGACGUCCCAAUUGAAGGUCAGUUAUUAUCAAGCAGCAUACAAUUCCUCUCUGAUGACGAUCCAAAAGUGGACAAUAACAUUCAAUUCGUAGCUGAAGAUAAUCAAAAUAUGUGUUUAGUAACAACGUACAACAUUGAAGAUUCUAUAAAUCCGCAAUAUCUUAGUAUGCCCUAAGGAGCAAGUUUAUGUGUGCAUUUUAUACAUUGGGAGCCUGUAUAAUUUAUUUUCAAGAUGUAUAUUUAUUACACAAGCAUUUUAAUAGAAAAAUAUAAUAAAAAAACCGCCGAUUUAAUAAUAAACAUAACAA